This is a messenger RNA of Aedes aegypti (yellow fever mosquito), 2043 nucleotides long. RefSeq names its product dynein regulatory complex protein 1. The transcript has 4 exons. The record is from RefSeq and is a predicted model, not a curated record. The coding region runs from base 793 to 1917 and encodes 374 amino acids. Lineage: Eukaryota; Metazoa; Arthropoda; Insecta; Diptera; Culicidae.
GAAAAUGUUCCAAACACGUUAGUACUGUAAUGUAAGUACAAACGUAUCAAGCUAAAGAGAAAACACAUGCUUUAAACCUAAAAUAAUGUACAUAUAUUAACCAAAAUACCCUUUAUUUAAGCUUUUCAAUUCGUCACACAAAAGCAGAACUAGAUUAAAGUAAAACUAAUCAUAUUGAUAUCUAUUUUGAUUCACAUAUUCUUGAAAUGUGUGAAAAAAUUACAAAUUACAAAACUUCAGAAAUUGUUUCAAUUGUUAGGUGUUCUCAUUAUUGUUUUCACCUUGUAAGCAUUCUAAUUUGCACGAUACCUGGUUUUCGUUUUAAGGUUGUUGGUCUUGUUGUCGAUCUGAUGUUCUCAUUUUGAUCCUAGAUGAAAGUUAAAUGUAAAAGUGCUUUUAUAUAUUCAUUUUUCUUUUCCAGUAAUUUCAAUGAAAGAGCAAAAAAUCGUUAACUUCAAUGUAAUGUAAAUUUUAUUGAAUGCGUCAAUCGUUAUCGUAAAUUAUGAUGAGAAAUGGACCCGACCCACUAUUCGACUGAGACAUGUCCAAACUAUGCAGUGGUAACCCAUUUCAACAGACAACAGUUCAUUUAACCCUACCUAGAACAUACAUUGCCAGAAAGCAAACUGUUUGUUAACAUGGAGACGGCGUCGUUCGCACUUCGCCGGUAUUCUAUCGAACUUGCAAGCAUAGAACAACGUACCAUUUGACGAGGGUGAAAUUUUCACCUCCUUGCUAUUCUACGGCCAACCAUUGAACUCUGAAGUUGAAGGUAACAGUUUGCUGAUCCCGAUGAAAAACAUGGAUGCGGUUCUGUUGGAACGUGAGCGAGUCCUUUUCCGGAUGAAUGAAGAAAUUAACGCCAAAUCACGUGGAUUUUUUGAGUUGAACGAAAAUGUCAGUUGGAUGAAUACCAAGAGAAGGAUGAAAAAUAACAUUAGAAAGCUGAGCAAUCCUCAGUCAAGCCUGUCGGACAGUUCGACCACUAGUUCCAGUGAUGGGGGCAAUAAUAAGGAAAACGAUUGCGAUCAUAUUAGCCCAUCUGAUGCGGAAACUGAAUUUAAUGAUUGUGCGACGCAAUGCACGGAAGAGAAAUCGGUAGAAAGCGAAAAGGAUACAAGCUCGUCAUUAGGAUCGCCAAAGGAAGAAUUGCAGCUCGUAAAGGCCAGUGAGAAAAAGAUAAAUAAUAAAGCCGUUGCCAAGCAGAACUUGGCGGUUUCGAAUGGUACCAAGAAUGUGAACAAGAAUAUGGCCGAUGUAGUGCCGAAAGUGCUGGAGAAAAAGAAUAUCAGUUCCGAAGGGUUGAUCAAAUUUUUAAAGUCAAAGGUUGCCAUCAUUCAGACAGAAUUGGAAGCCGUGCAGAAGCAAAACGAAGCCAACGUGAAGGAUUUGAAUUUGGCACUUGAUCGGUUGAAACAGUUAGAAAACUUCAAAGAGCAACUGUUGACUAAGAACGCUGCUCUGGAACGCACGGUGAAAAAGUUUGAAGAGCGCAAUUUGGAGCUGGACAAACAAGUUAAGGAAAAGGACGCCCACAUUACCAAUGGCGCAAAAGAGUUGUCCACUGCUCGGACUGAGAUUCGCUGUUUGACCCAAAACAACCAAAACCUAGAGAAAAGACUGUUCAAAGCACAGGAAGACAUUGACAGUUACAAGAUAAAGCUGAAUAUUGCUCACGAUGCCGAAAAGGAAACCCGUGAUGGAGCUCGCCAAGAGCGAUUGACAUACGAGAAGCAAAUCAAACAGUUGCGGAAACAAAGGAGUGAAGUACUGGCAGAUUACAAGAAACUGCUGAUGGCUGUCGAUCAGAUGAAGAAGCAAAACUUCCAAUCGGACCAGGCCCGUCUCAUUAGUGACUUCGAGCGGGACUAUUUUAGACAUCUGGACGAUGUCUCUUCAUGUUCUCUGCCACAAUGAGAAGAGCAGAAUGUUUCGAUAUCUAUGUCGUGUAGGGUUUCCAGGUUUUAUGAGUGCUCUGAAUAUUAGUAGGGAAGUUGCCAUAAUUUAAAUAGUUGCCUAGAGUGUGAUAGGGUGUUUCAUGUU